CUAAUCUAAUCUACACUGUUUUUCUUCCCCUCCCUGCUACCUAUCCUCGAGUCAGAUUUCAUCUCAAACUACGAACCACCAACAACCCGAUAUAUCACAGGAAGCAAGCAUGGCUCAGGAAAAGAAAGAAUUCAUCUGCAUUUGCCCGGAUAAGCCUGGUGUUGUGGAUAAGCGGAUUGAGGUUCGACCACUCCAUCUGGAGGGUAUGAAGCCGCUGGUUGAGACCGGGGAGGUGGUCCUUGGUGGAGCAAUGUUCGACCACCACCCCCAAGAAGGCGAAUCCGUCCCCGCCUUCUCAGGAAGCAUGUUGCUCGUGCGGGCCGAGAACACAGACGCUGUGAAGCAGAUCAUCAAGAAUGAUAUCUAUACGCGCAGUGGGGUAUGGGAUGAGGAGAGGGUGCAGAUUAUUCCGUUUAAAUCGGCUGUUAGGGUUGGGAUGUAAGGGUCUUUAUGGUCUUUGGGCACUGGGUUUGGUUGUGUGGGUAGGUAUCUUAUAUAAGAGUCCUAAAGUAUUUGUGUUGGACUCUCUCUAGAGUAUCUAUCUAGAAACAUUAAGCCAAGCUGGAUAGAUCUCUGUAAAAGAAAU
Messenger RNA from Aspergillus campestris IBT 28561, 586 nucleotides. RefSeq lists its product as uncharacterized. The transcript is spliced from 4 exons. Bases 110 to 442 code for a protein of 110 amino acids. The record is from RefSeq and is a predicted model, not a curated record. NCBI's taxonomy places the organism in Eukaryota, Fungi, Ascomycota, Eurotiomycetes, Eurotiales, Aspergillaceae.